AAGAAGGAGGAUAAAGUUCUGUUUAUCCACCCCUCUGCAAUGCUCUUGUGAUGUUCAGGAGCGCUAUUGGAUACACGCUCCCACUCAUCACGAGCCGCUUGCCAGCGGACGAAAUACUCAGCACUCGCACUAUCGAGGCCAAACCAACGUGCCCUGUGACGAAGUUCGGCGAUCAGACACACAUACUUCCUGGCACCUUCCAUCAGAUCCUGUCCAUUUGACGACAUGAUUCGCGAGUUGUAAACGUUCGAUUAUUGGUACAGUACAAGUCUCGCGGAAAUGCGGGUUGAAGUGUAGGGUCGUGUGAAAUACAGAUUCAUCCAACAUCUCCGCUUACACCGCUUACGAUUCUUCCUUCUUGCCCCUGGAAGGGAGAUACACAUUUCGUCGAGAGCAUGUACAAGCCUGGUACACGCGACCACCUUUCGUUCGAGUACGACUCAUUAGGCUUACCUGAUCCACUGUACGGGCCUAUCUCUCAACACACUCUGACGAGUAUCCACUGCCCAGAUUUCAACACGACUUACUUACCUCAAUCUAUUGUCAACUUAUCCACUUUCUUCCGGGACACAUAAUGUCAGAGGGUGAGUGACUUUAUCGAUUCGCUUGUUGUGCUACUUACUAUCCUAUCAGUCUUGGUUCAGAACUUGCUGGUUUUGUUUUAAGACAAUGCAUACCCUGUCCUGUC
Messenger RNA from Tremella mesenterica DSM 1558, 688 nucleotides. RefSeq lists its product as uncharacterized. Lineage: Eukaryota; Fungi; Basidiomycota; Tremellomycetes; Tremellales; Tremellaceae. The record is from RefSeq and is a predicted model, not a curated record. The transcript has 3 exons. The annotation marks the transcript as partial.